Protopterus annectens (West African lungfish) is the source of this 10769-nucleotide messenger RNA. RefSeq names its product RNA binding motif protein 27 (gene RBM27). NCBI's taxonomy places the organism in Eukaryota, Metazoa, Chordata, Ceratodontiformes, Protopteridae. Gene Ontology annotation, molecular function: metal ion binding; RNA binding. The record is from RefSeq and is a predicted model, not a curated record. The coding region runs from base 411 to 3353 and encodes 980 amino acids. The transcript has 22 exons. Gene Ontology annotation, cellular component: nucleus. Gene Ontology annotation, biological process: mRNA processing.
UCGUUGUACGUCUCUGAUAACUGUGGCUACUACUUUUCCUUUCAUAGUUAUUUGAUAUCUCGCUAGAGUUGUUCUAACAUGGUGUACAGGCGCAAUUCCGUUAACGUGUUAUCGUGAUUUGACGUGUUUGUGCUUACAUCGGAGUCACUGUCAGUCAUCAACCAUGGCGAGCUUGACAGCUUUAAGUUUUUCUGUUUCGGUAGCCGUAGUGAUCUUUAUUUCACGCGACUGCAAGUAAUACAGGAUUUUACUACAGGAGGGCUGUCUGCUAUGACCAAUCAGCGCUUACGUUUUUGAAUAGUAAUCAGGUGUUAUUCUGCAGUCUUUUAAUCAUUUUAAUAGAAGAAGGAUUUUAUGAGCCCUUUAAGUGAUUAAAAACUCGUCAUAAGCAAAGCAAGUUUUAGUGAAAGAUGUUAAUCGAGGAUGUUGCUGCUUUGAAAGCGUGGUUAGCUGUUUUAUUAAAACCAAUCUGUGAUGCGGACCCAGUAGCUUUAUCAAACUACGUUGUUGCACUAGUGAAAAAGGACAGACCAGAAAAGGAACUUAAGGAUUUUUGUGUAGAUCAGUUGGAUGUAUUUUUGCAAAAAGAAACCCCUGCAUUUGUUGACACACUGUUCGAAGGUUUAAAAAGUAGGAGCUACUUGAGGCCCCCGGAAGUUGUGAAGCAAGAAACAAAUCACAUAAAGGAGGAGGAUGGAAGCAAAGAGGCAAAUUUGCAGGCUGUAAAUGAAGAGGAACAUGAUGCAAGAAAAAAGAAACAUUGCAGUCCUCCGAGGAACCACUCAAAUUCAAAUGAAAUAAGGUUGACAUUUUUCUCAACACCCAGUAAUGCAAAAAGGCAACGUGAAAAAAGAGAAAAUAUCAAACGAAGGGAGUAUGACCGACACCUAAGGAAUGAUUCUCACAGAGACAGAUACAACUGGCAUAGGGGAAGAAGCAGAAGCCAGAGUCAAAGUCGUAGUCGCAGUAGAAGCAGAAGUGCAAGUCGAAGUCGAAGCCAUAGCAAAGACAGAACUAAAGAUGAGGAUCAGAAUUUAAACAAAGCUGAACACAGGUGGUCGAGGUUUGAAUCUGAAGUAAAUAAGUCAAAACAAUCCUAUGCUGCAGUAUCUGUGCCUUCCAGUAAUGCGUCUCAGCAGUAUUCUUGCCCAGGGCAGACGAUCCCUAAUAUGGUCACAUCGGAAUCAUCUUUGGAUCACAGAGCCUACACUUCUGCGAACUGGUCUGGUUACUGCACUAGUCAGCAUCAAACAAAUUCUUUCAGCAGACCGCCUACUUUGAAAGAGCGAUGCCGAGAUUAUGAUGAGAAAGGAUUUUGUGUUCUGGGAGACUUGUGUGUUUAUGACCAUGGAACUGACAGACUAGUUGUUGAUGAAAAAGCAUUGCCAAAGAUUAUUCCAUUUCCUCCACCACCCCCUGGUGUAUCUCUACCUGGUCUUUUGUUGCCACCUAUGACAGGACCACCUCCUAACCUAGUAAUGCCAUUGCCACCUCCACAGCCGCCACCUCCUAAUGUCUUCUCAUUACCAGGACCACCUGUAUCACAGACAAACAUGAUGAAUCUUGAGCCCCCAAGGGCAAACACAGUUCACAGUCUUGCACCAGUAGGAGUGGGACAACCUUUUCCUCAGCAUCUGCAGUAUACUGUAUCAGAAAGUACAUGUGAGCCAGAUGGUUAUAACCCUGAGUCUCCUGGUAUUACAGCAGUUGGUCGACCUUUGAAUAGAACAUUUUUUACAAGGUCACAAACUCAGCGAUCCAAUCUAAUUGGACUUACAUCAGGUGACAUGGAUGCACCUCAAAGAGUUACCAGUGUUGAAGUCCAGAUGGAACCAGCUGCACCUGUCGCCACCAUCAGUAAUAUUUCUCGGGUUGGAACUGAGACAGAUAAAAGGAAAAAUUUGAAUAGUACCACUGGAUUGGCAUCAGAGAAACCCUGUUUAGAAAAUUCUCAUCUGCAGCCUGGAGUACCCUUUCAAGUCAACCGCAGUUGUCCAAAACGAACUGUUGUAUAUACCAAUACAAAGUUAGAAGUUCGGAAAAUUCCACCACAGUUAAAUAAUAUAACUCAGCUUAAUACGCAUUUCUGCAAAUUUGGAACCAUUGUAAAUAUUCAGGUUGCAUUUGAAGGUGAUCAUGAAGGAGCCCUAAUUCAGUACACCACUAAUGAAGAGGCUAGACGUGCCAUUUCUAGUACAGAGCCAGUUCUGAACAACAGGUUCAUCAAAGUAUUAUGGCACAAAGAAGAACAUCAUCCAAAUAUUCCUCAGAAAGUAGCUGCUCCACAGGUACCUUUAUCAAGUGUGCUGACAACUUCUCCAAAGAUGUUUACCAACCAAUCUGGUCUCACAAAAACAGUGUAUGGAUAUAACAGCUUGAAGACAACACACAAAAUUGUGACUAAAGCUAAAGUUGCACUAGAAGCUCGGAAAAAGAAGCAGGAGACACUAAAACUCCAGCAGGAUAUGAGGAAAAAAAGGCAAGAAAUGUUAGAAAAACAAAUUGAAUGUCAGAAGAUGUUGAUAAGUAGAUUGGAGAAAAACAAAUCCAUGAAACCUGAUGAAAGAGCAGAAAUUAUGAAAACCCUUAAGGAGCUUACAGAAAAAAUUUCACAUCUUAAGGAUGAAUUAAAACCCCUGUCAUCAUCAUCUUCAGACUUAAAGCUAAAGUCACAAAAUGAGGCCCAGAAAGAAUUGUUGGAUGCAGAGCUAGAUUUGCACAAAAAGAUGACUUCAGGAGAAGAUACUGCUGUGCUGCAGAAAAGGCUUAAUCAGCUUCAAGUUGAGGCCACGCAGUUGGGUAUAUUCCCAGGUGUUCAACGUAAGACCCUCCAGAGCCCAUGUCGAACGAGAGAGCGGGAACACACUGAGAGAGGACGGAGUAGAAUAACUCACAUGGUUGUAGAUCACCGACCUAAAAAAUUAGUAGUGAGUGGAUUUGUAGAGCAUGAAAAAGCUGAAUUACUGUUACAUAUUGGUAAAUUUGGAAAAGUUGAAGAUGUACAAGUAGAAUACUGUCCACUACGUGCAUUGAUGACAUUCACGACACGACACGAAGCAGAAACAGUGGCAAACUUUGGUACAAGAUUCAAAGGCCGUAAUCUACAAUUAUCGUGGUAUAAUCACAAAGUUCCUACAGUAACAGCUGAACCAGAGGAUGAGCAAUCUCAUGAAGAGCACCUGCCGUCAGAAAAAGGUCAAGAAGUGAUGCAAAAUGAAAUCAGUCUACAAAACUCUAAGGAUGAACAAGGAAUGGUGGAUUCUUUAAUGACGGAUGCAUCUGAUCUGUUUUUGCAUGAUGACGAUGACGAUGAUGAAGAUGAUGAAUAUGAACCCCGCUCGUGGAGAAGAUGAAACUGUUACCUUAAAUAAUUUUAAAGUAGAGACUUGUGACUGCUUUUAUUUUUAACUUUAUUUAAUGUACAAAUGGAAUUUGAAACCCUGGCUGAAAAUGAGCCAAAAGUACUUGAAUUCCUGCAGUUUGUUUGCAACUUUCUGAAAUGCAUUUUAUGAGUCAGAAGGUAGUACUGACCUUUAUGUUAAGGUUUUGAAGAUUGGAAAGUUCAGCAUUGCACUUAAUUUUAAUUACUGUGCUGGAAAGCUGUUUUGUUACAGUAAGUGCCUUUACUGCAUAUGUUCAGCAGCACACUUUCCUUGUUGAGUAGUGUUUCAUUGCUAGCCUUUAGAAGUACUAGUGACACUUUUAAGUGCAUUCAAAAGGACCACAUUUUGCUUGAUAGCACAGUCGAGUGUUACAGCUUUGGUCUGCCAAAUAUUUAGCAGGAAAAAUUAUUUUGUUUCCACUAGGUUUUACUUCUCCGAAUUGUGUAUGCCAAGUGUAAACCAGUAUUGAGAUCUUGCUUUUACUGUGGACACCACCAUUUUGCCUGAGUUUUUGGGGUGGCAGAGAACAUUUUUGCAUGCCACAUAACACAGCUGCAUUGGCUGAAUGAUAGAAAGAUACAGCUCUGAUCGAUUAAUGGCCUGAACACUGGAUAAGUAGGCUAUAGAGAGGAGGAAGAACAAGGUUUCCCUUGCUUACACCUCCUGGGAGAGGAGUGUGUGUAUGUGUCUUGAGUUGAAAAAAAAGCAUGUUUCCCUAAGUUCUUGGUGAAAACCAGGAGCAGAGCAGAGAGAAUUGGUAGUAACUUGCUGGUGUAAGGACGUCGGAGUUGAGUGAGAUUGUUUCACCAUGUUGGUAGGGGUAGCUGCACUACUGUAUUGUACACUCUUAAUGGCAUGCAGUGGGAGAAUUUGUUAGGGAUGGAAAAAAAAUCCUACAAUGGUUGCAUGCCUGAGUAUACAGCAAUUUACUUUCAUCUUGUAAAGAAGUAAAUGUACGGAAGAUUGCAGUAAGUGACCAGACUGCUGGUCAGCAGGCAAGCAGGAGGCAAAAUAUAUAUAUAUAUAUAUAUAUGUACACACACACUUUACUACCUUGCUGGAUGAUGUGGUUUUAUUGCACUGAUCUUGCAGUUAUGGUUUACAUACAUUUAAAUGUAAUGAAUAGGUGUGCAGCACUGGAGAACUUUGAUGAGCCCAGUUUCUUAUCUGCUCCACAGAUUCUAGUUAAGUGGUAUGCUCAGAGUCACACAAUAGGUGAAUGGAAGGAGAGGAAAUCAAACCCUGGAAUAUCAGAAGCAGUUCACUGACACCUCAGUUCCUUAAUCCUCUCUCCUAACUGCGAGGCCGUAAUGGCUGAUGAUGGUUGGAGCUCCUUAUACUGUGAAAUGCUGAAGGUAAACUCCAUGUAGCAAAGAAUAUGAAAACUGAAGAUUGUAAUACCAGACUGAUAGUGUGGUCAUAAGAAUUUUAUACUAUUUUUAGAUGGAUAAAUAUUUUUUCAGCUGCAACUCAUGUCACAAGGAUAAAUGCAGAAAUAUAUGGAGAGUUUAGUAUAUCCAAUCAGCUAGUCUGUGUUUUUGGAGGUGGAAAGAAACCAGACCACCCACAGUAAACUUUGAGGCACAUAGCCCUUUUAGUUCCAGAAUUAGGAACAAAGCCAAAAAUCAUAGACAACGGCCUUAAAUGAGGAGUGCUUAAAUAUUGGUGAGAUUAGCUCUAAAUGUUGACAGAAUAAGAGAGUCUGAAUUAGUACACAUUUUUGAAGUAAAAAGUAACUGUAAUAACUGUUGAGUGUCAUCCACCACCUUUUCUCAAAACAUUUGCCUGCUGUUGCUAGCUGUAGGGGUAGAGGAAAAUGUUGAGUGAAAGUCAGGGGUAUUUGAGAGGUAUGCAGAGGGACAAUAAUAAUGCACUAAAUCCAGAUGUGACUGCACAGCAGGUCUGGACUCUGGACCUUUUAUCUUUGAGGCAGACAUUUCAACCACUGAGCCACUGUGCUGUAAAAUAUUCAUUUCCACUCUCCAGCUUUGACCUACCUCUUCACCUACUUUGCCACAUUUCUAGUUUGCCACUGCAGUCCUUUUCAGAAAGAUAAUUAUUUGUUAUUAGUCGAGAUGACCAAAACUGAGUAAGUAAUAUGCCUGCCUUGUAGAAAGAAUUUGUUGACAUGAAAUAAGUAUUACUUAAAUCCAUCUGUCAUUAUUUAUCAUUUUCUGGAUGUAGACUUUUUGAUAGCUUUUUGCUGUUUACUAGUAACGUCAUUGACUGUUCAGGAUGAGUUCUGUCAGAUGAAAAAUAUUAUUGAGCUUAGUUGCCGUUCUGAUGAAAGCAGAAUGCUUAGCAUUUUCAUGUUAUGAUGUAACUAAGAUGACAGAGUAUUACACUGUGAUGUAGUGCUCAUCUGUCAAGAAGUCGAGAGUCAUCACCGAGGCAGUUUUUUUAGUAGUCAUUUGCUCUGGAAACUUCUUUUGGGGUUGACAUGCCUAGGAGCAUUUCUUUUAGCAGUGUCAAUGAAUCCCCAUCCUCAGUAGUUUGCUAGUUUGACAUUUUCAACAGAGUCCCCUUUUCUUUCCUGCCACUGUAGUAUAUAUAUCUAGAACAACCCAAUAAUACUUUCCACUUUUGCUGGUUAUUAUUUUAUCGUUUGUCGCCCUUUCCUUGUUAUUAUACAACACUUCCAGAACUUGACAUUUAAAACCUAAAAAAAAUCUUGUAUAAGCCCGGUACACAAGGCAUUAUCAUUAUGUUUAUUAGUAAUGCAUAAUUAUGUUAGGCUAGUGUAUCUUAAUUUUGAAUCCUCCUCAUAAUUUUUCCAUCGUAGUAUGCAUUACAAACUUAACAAGAUGAGACUAUUUUCUAUGUAAUUGCAUCAGUUCUUUGUAGAAUACUAAAAUAUGACUGCUUCUGGAUACAUUCUGGUACAUUUUUAAGCAAUUUGAUUUUUCUCACCUUUUACCAUUUCUUUUGGCAGUGCAUUUCAUUUGUCCAUUUCAUAUUUUGCUGAGAUGUCCUUACAUUUCUUCUGCAUCUCCCUUCCUUAAAUUUCUCCCCACAGUCUUAUCCUGUACGUUUUUCACUGUAAAAUAGUGGAUACUUUACUUUUGCUUAGCAGAGUAAAAUAAUUGUAUUCCAAACUUCUGUUAUAGCCCGUGUCCUUCUGUUCCUGAUCUUGCAUUUCUAUGAUUUGUGAUGUAAUCCCUUUGGUAUUCUAUUUGUCUUAACUACUUAGAAUGUUUUCUUCCUUUUUCUUCACAUGGAUGUGAUACUGAUACAAGAUACAUUGGAACAGGGCGAAACCAUAACACAAUCUGUUAGAGAAUAGUGACCCUGUGUAUAUUACUGAAACCAAGCAGCCUCAUGGGUUGACAUGAGUCAGGUUAUCAGAGGUGAAAUGUGCAUUCUAUCUGCAGAUGCUGCUCUUCCCACUGUGCAGUGCAGUGAAACAUACAUGUGCAAGUAACGUUAUAAGCCAGUUUGCACUUGUUGAAACAUGUACUACACAAAACAGCCUCUUCAUAACUCUUCCUUAGCAGAAUAGUGCCUCCUAUCUGUAUCCUCUUUUUGCUGAAGACUUUUGGUAGUGUAUUAUUCCACUCUAGCUUGUUGUUCCUUGUCCAUAUUUUAUAAUGGUGAUUUAUUUUGUCCCAGUGCAGUGGUGACUUUGCCUGAAUCAGUCCCUGGUAUUUGAAUAUGUUUUCCUUUGUAGCUUAGCAUCCAAACUUUCUCAGUUUGCUCUUGAAGAUUAUUGCUGCCUAUGAACAGUUUCCUUGCUUACUGGGUUAGUGGAUUUGCAGUGUCAUUAUUUCAUUACCACCUUACUUGCCAUUGUCUCAUAUCUUCUUGGCAGCAGCAGCCAAUGACUGGUGGCAUACUUCCCAACUGUUCAGAAUUUUGCAGAAGGUCCAGCUUUUUUGUCAUAAUUUCAGUCUGUACCUCACAUAAUUUGUGGUUUAAUUGACAAAUCAUUGAAGAUUGAAGUAACUAAAUAAUGACAGUCAUUUGAGUUUCAGAUUUCAUUUCCUUGAGAAAAUAAAUCCUAAUGCAAAGUCUGUUCUUCCAGCAACUUUCUAUUUUUUUAAGAACAAUAACUAAAAUCUGUCCCUGAUUUUUUAGCCCUUUUCCCGCAUAUUGUUGGGUUUGUCUCAAAUACUUGUGCUAAGAUGUUGAGAGGUACAGCUAACUGUUGGUGUAGCUGUUUGUUUGCUUCUAUUCUACAAUCUGAUAUUGGAGACCUAAGCAAUUUGGGGCAUUAAAUAACAGAUGUAUGUAUUUUAUAAGAAUUUGUGAAUUGAAAACUUGGAGAUAUAGGAAACCAUACAAAAAAAGGGUGAAUAUCUUUAUCUGAAAUCAGGGAGAUGAUGGGCCUAUAGAUGCCAGGCCUGAAGUCAACAUCCUGAGGGGAGAGAACAAGCACUAGAUUUAAAGGAAAUAGUUAUAUUAAUGAGGAGACUGUUAAUCUGUCUUGUCUGACUAGUUAUGGCAGUUGACUUCCUGGAGUCCUGAGCUAAUCUAAAAGUCUUGACUGUCACACUGAAAUUUGAGACUAAAAAGUCUGUACCUAGCAAACACCAGCUUAGAUCAUCCCAGAGAGCAAAGUUUGUGUACAUUUUUGCCAUUGUAUAUGGACAUAAUUUGGUUGUUUUAUAUAUUGUGCUACAAGGAUGUGCAUGAAAUAGUCCAUCAUCCUGAGCUUACUUUUUCAUUUGGCUGUUUGAUGAUGCAACUGGAAAUGUAUGAAUGCCAUUUUAUAUACCAAUGUCUCCAGUCUACUGCACAUUUUGUUGUGGGAGGCGCUAACACAUCACAUUUGAAAUCUUGUAUGCCUACAGUUCCAAUUCUGGAAUUGUACAUUAGCUUCCAGAAUGAGGCCACUUUCACAAAAGGGAAACCAUCAACUGAUUGGUUUAUUACAUGAUUAUAUUUUCUUCCCACUCUUUUGUAGCCAUUUGUAAACAAAACAGAUAGCCAUUGUAGUUUUUUGGAAAAUGUGAAAGUUUUAUUAUUGAACUGCAUCCUAAAAUAUUUUUUGUAGCUUUCAAAUAGUGUGAUCCUAAUCAGUUUAUUUUCCUGUAUUUAAGUUUGACCACUGCUGCUUUUUUAAAUGAGUAUCUUUAGAGCUAUGUAACUUUUUACAGACUCAUGGAAGCCAUGAAAAAAAAUUGCGUGUAAUUAUUCUCCCAGAGAAUGCAGUGAUUACAUUGAACACGCAAAGUAAAUUUGCAGGCACUUUGUCCAAUAUGAUACUUGCUUUUUGUGCUUUUUAUGGUCAUGAUCUGCAAUUUAAGAAAAGAAAAGGUACUUCUGAAGGCUUAGAUCUUUCUUCUGCCGUAUGUCUUUAACUUGUUUGUCAUAAAAAGACCUUAUUUGUUGCUUGCUUGCCUGGUGCUAUCUGUUGUUAAAUUUCAAAACAAAAUCUUUUGACGUUAUUAGACCCUUGUGUAAAUUGCUGGGCUGGGACAAGAAGGAUGUAAUUUGUUUUAUUGUAUAUUUGUGUACAGAUAUUUUCACGUCAAUGUACUGUAUAUUAUAUGUGUAAAUAAUUUUGCUUUUUAUAUGCCAAGAUCCACCAGCAUACAAAUAUAAAUAAGGUUUGUUGUAUUUUUUAUUUAAAGAAUAGAAUAAAUCCAGUGACAGAAUAAGGCUGUUAAUUACAGUUGACUCUGUUUUGCAGCUAUAGAAGCUUUGAUCCCUUUCACAUGAUUUUAUAUCCAAUCUGCAUGUGUUGGUUUGUAGCAUGUGUAACAGAUGGUGGUUGUCAAUUAUUUUGUCACACAACUUCAUUAACAGAUAAAUGUUAGAUCCAAGGUCAUGUAAGUUCUAGGGAAAUAAAGACCAUGUCUUUUGAAUAUUUUGUUUCUCUGAGGAGUAUUAGAAUACUUAUUAUUUUUUGUUUAUAAAAAAUUGUAUAUAUAUAUAUAUAUAGAUAUAUGUUUUGUGACUAUACCGAUUCUGUAAAGUUGCAACUUAAUGAACCUUGGUUAUUUCUGAUUAACUUAAUCAGUUACUUGCACCACUUCUGUUUAUAACUUAAGUAUUUAUUUCUUUAUUUGUUGUGUUGCCAUACUUGAGGCAAUGUAAAGAUGUACUGAAAAUAAGAAAAAAAUUGAUGUCUUUAUUAAUGUGAGCAUUCAUACUGGACCAGACUAAGCUUAUGGGUGACAACUGCUUACAGUGUGUUACUUUACUAUUUAUAAAAAGAGUGGUGUUACAGUACUGGGGUGGAUUUUGUAUGCUCACAUUGUAGAAAAUUGACAUAGUUAAAUGCAUCCAGCGAAACAGGAGCAUAGCCAGGAUAUUUGGACUUGUACACCAUUGUCACAAGAAGUGCAUGUUUCUGAAGAGCAUAACUGUUCAGUAACAGGGUUAAACUGUACUUAAACACACACAUGUGCAAGCGCGUCCAAACACACACACACACACACACGCACUCACUCUCUCUGUCUCUUAUGCGCUUGCUCGCUCACUCGCAUACUUUUACCAAUAUGUUCAGCUAGCAUGACAUUCUGAAAAAAGUAGCAAAGUCUGUAAUUUAGUAAAACAAAAAAAUAAGUUAAUAAAAGUGUGGCAUAUUUACCAUAAGUUAUAGCAUAUAUGUUGUAGCACAAAGUAAAUUGUUUUGAAAAAAAUUGACAUGCAGCUGCGUACAUAGUAUAUGCCUGGCUCAUGUCCCUGCAGUAAAAAUAAUUAUAAAACUGUAGGUUCUCUUGUUUCUUUAGGCAGAUUUGUCUGCCCAACUAUGUCCCGGGAAUGUGGUCUGAUAUUAGCAAGUGAUAUACUUGCAGUUGGAAAUGUAAAAUAAUCAUGUGCAAGGGAAUGUUUUCCAUCUUGACUUUGUGUAGAGUAAUGUAUUAUAGUUUUUAAAACUCUUAAACCUCUUUAAUAGUAUUUUAAGAUAAUAAUAUUAAAUUUCUAAUUGUUUAUACAGAUUCAUUUAUGUACGGUUUUAUUGAUUGUCUAAAUUUUUAAAGAGCGUGUUCAUUUUUGCAAUAAAGCAGUGAUGUGGAAUGGUUUAUAAGAACAGUAACAAAAAAAAAAAAAAAAAAAAAGAAAGAAAAGAAAAAAGAUGAAAAAUCAAAACAUCCAUAACCAUUCCUCAUGAAAGAACAUAAAAUGUGUGUUGUUUCAUUUUUUUCUGAUUUAAUUCUGUUUUUGUAAUUCUUCACAUUUUGUGGUAUCAUUAAUGUUUAUGUUUUAUUCAUCUUCCAUUUUCUUAACUAGUACUAUGAAAUUGUACAUCUAGACGACAGUCUUGCUCUGUAGGUAAUGUAGACGGAGGCAUCCAGCAACGUGGUGAUGAUUCCAUAACAUUACUGCUAUACCCCACCCGCAAUUCAUACACCAGUGUGCCAGUUUUGAUGAAAUGUGUUGGAAAGGGAGAGUGCAUCUUCACAAUUGUAGUUCUUUUCCACAGUGAUGCAGCAGAGU